Molecule: messenger RNA, 1189 nt
Organism: Truncatella angustata
Lineage: Eukaryota; Fungi; Ascomycota; Sordariomycetes; Amphisphaeriales; Sporocadaceae
Exons: 1
Coding region: 68-967 (299 amino acids)
Source: RefSeq, a predicted model, not a curated record
CUAGAUUGAAUUGCGAAGCGUCAGAUCUCCCACCAGGAUACCGUUGCAUGCAUAAAGUGGCUGCGACAUGGCUGACUUUGACGAUCAGGUUAUUUCAUUUGAUGAAGUGGGCGGCUGGCCCCAGUUUCUUCGCUCCCAAUCACGACAAGGCUCUGAGAGCUCUCAAGCGUCGCAUGAACCCUUUGCUGACCCUCAUGAUGAACCGCCGAAUGAUCGCAGCAGCCGCGACCGUAGCACGCAACGAUGUGGCCGAUCGAGUUUGCCUCUUCUCCAACUCGCGGACUGGGACAAGAAUAAGUCCUACGAUGAUGAAAUACCGACUUGCAUCCACUACUCGAUCGAAUGGAAGAUGCUGUACAGAAAGAAAAAGGUGUUUCAGAAUACCGAGCCGGACCUCGUACUUGCCCCUGGAGCUUACUGGAUUAAGUUCAUGAAGCCAAAGCUAGAAAACUUGGCGGCGAAGAAGUUGCCCGGCAACGUGCAUGUUGAAGAUACGCAAGUGGUAGCCAUUGUGCAGGAUCGCUCUGUGCGAAAUCUGGUGACAAACCACGACUGCCUCGACAUCCGUUGGGUCGACAUCGAGAAGCAGAUUCGUGGUUGGAGCCGGCAAUUCGAAGAUGGUAGAUCCAUUAGACUUGAGAUGAUCUUUGCCUACGUCGAUAAUGAUGAUGAUGGUCCAUCAAAUGAUGUUCCUGCUCAGGGACGCGGGCGUGGGCGGGCCCGGGCCUCUGCCACCAAGUCCAUGCUGGCUGCCCGAGCGACACAGAUACAGGCUGAAGAGUCAUCCGGCAAGCCCACCAUCUGGGUGGCUGUAUACCAGAUAACGCGAUGCCCUGGGCCGCCAUGUCAUCUUGACCCGCAUUGCUGGCAAGACCAUGAAACAAAGAAGCACUACAGAAUGAAAUCACAUAACUUCAGAGCUACCAUCAAAUGGAUCGAAGAGGCGCAACACAUUUACGAGACAUAGCGACAUGCCUGAAGAGAUCCGUCGGCAACUGUAUGCCGAGGAGCAGCAGCAUGCGGAGCGCAAGCGAAAGCGUGUGUCAACAGGCCAGAUCCCCAUACAUAUUACUAAUGUUAUGCCUGGCGGAUCUUCCACUACUAUUCUAAGCCCCGUAUCUCUGACUGGGCCCAGGGAUGUCAUCGGUGCAGACUACCGUGACUUCCAACGAUCGCAGGUAGAGACCGA